Molecule: messenger RNA, 2720 nt
Organism: Anopheles coluzzii
Lineage: Eukaryota; Metazoa; Arthropoda; Insecta; Diptera; Culicidae
Gene: Abp1
Product: drebrin-like protein A
Exons: 4
Coding region: 757-2055 (432 amino acids)
Biological process (GO): positive regulation of dendritic spine morphogenesis; neuron projection morphogenesis; regulation of actin filament polymerization
Cellular component (GO): site of polarized growth; lamellipodium; cortical actin cytoskeleton
Molecular function (GO): actin filament binding
Source: RefSeq, a predicted model, not a curated record
ACGAAUGGGUGUACCCCCUCUCUGACCCCGUGUGCCCUGCUCUAGCUCUCUCUCUCGGACCAAAAUAUGCCCGAGCCAAUAAUACCCGAAAAAGACAAACCACGGCGAAGUAGUGCGGGCCGAGAUUUGGGAAUGUCCAACCAAAAGGAAAACCACCGUAUUUCGUGGUUUUGGUAGUGUGUGGCACGUGUUCCUUCGUGAAGCUUUCAACAAAAGCAGCAUUUGGGCCACAUUUCAUUCAUCUGGUGGACAUUCUUCGUCGGGGGUGCCCAAAGUCUUCACCUUCACGCAAGGGUGUUUUGAGCAAGCAAGCAUUCCACCGUGCUGCGGAGGUGUCGUGGGCUGUGUGUGUUGGAUCGUCGCUCCCGGUGGAAUACGAUUUGCUGCCCCGUGCGGUGGUGUAAUUAGUAUUGUCUUGUCAUUCCGGGCAUUUCCGGCCGGCACUAACACCCCAGUAGUGCACCCAGUGUGUCGGUGUGGGUGGCUGCAGGCAUGGUGCAUUGAAUAAGGUGCACUGCACUUUUGCCACCUGCCACGAGCGAACGAGAUCCACCCAUCUUCUCCGUCCGUUCUCCCACUUCUCCCCGAUUUGGUGUGGAUCGGUGUGACGACGAAAGCGCUCGUGCGUGAAAGUGGGUCAACGCUCUCCGGAGGUUGCUGGGACAGCACACUUGUCUUGUCUUGUCUUGUCCGCCGUCUAGAGGGCGCGGACCCCGCCGGGCAGAGCAGUUGCUGACUGGGCACGAACCGGCGAAGAUGUCGGUCGAUCUGCAGAAGCACCGGGAUGCCAUCGUCGCGGCGUGGAAGUCGGUCUGCGACCGGAAGUGUGCCACCAACUGGGCCCUGUUCGGGUACGAGGGCCAGACGAACGUGCUGAAGGUGCAGGAGACGGGCGAGGACGGGAUUUCGGAGCUGGCGGCCGAGCUGAACUCGGGCAAAAUUCAGUACGCCUUCCUGCGGGUGGACAACAGCGAAACGGGCAUCGCAAAGUUUGUCUUCAUCAACUGGCAGGGUGAAGGUGCCCCGAUCGCCAGGAAGGGAACGUGUGCGAAACACGUGCGGGAUGUAACGGGCCUGCUGCACGGUGCCCACAUUACGGUGCACGCGACCAACGAGGAUGACGUGGAGGAGGCACGCAUACUGGAGAAGCUGCAGAAGGUGGUGGUGAACGAUUUCAAAGUAAAGGAUUACUCACAAGCGAUCGAUUCACCCAAACCGGUGGGCACGAACUACAGCCGAGUCAAUCCCACCAAGGAGAUCAAUCCGGCCGAACGGGAUGAGUUUUGGCGCAAGGAGGAAGAGGAGGAGAAGCAUCGCUUGCAGGCGGAGUAUGAGCGUAAGCUUAAUGAAACAGUAUUGCUAGAGGAGGAACGACGCAAACGAGAGGAGCGAGAGUUUGAAAAGCGCGAAGGGGCGGCUACAGCCGCUACGAGCGUCUCGUCGGCUUCGCCCGUCUCCCCCGACCGCAGCUACGCCCGCCAGGCGUCCGAUCAGAGCAAAACGGAGCGCGAGCGGGAAAUUAAACAGGUGGUCGAGGCGAGCGCGAAGGUGAGCAGCGCCAAGGCACGCUUCCUGAACAGCACCGCCCAGCUAAGCCCGACGCACAUUCAGGCCGAGGUGGCGCAGGAGCUAACCGAACCACCGUUCUCGCCGACGGCAUCUUUCGAGGAACGCAGUAUUAUCAACGAGCUCAAGGCGGAGCUGGAAAGCGAGCGCCAAAAUGGGACCGACACGCCCCCGGUGCUGGCGGCGGAAGAGGAACCACCGGCGGUGAUGGUGCCGGCCGGCGAACCCGUCCUGUCGCCGGAAGAGGUGCCGGAGGUGGCCGCCGGCCAGUACUUUGACCCGAACGCAACGAUCGACCUGUCGGACGAGGACAACAUGAUACGGGCGCGGGCACUGUACGACUACCAGGCGGCGGACGAUUCGGAGAUCAGCUUCGAUCCGGACGACAUCAUCACGCACAUCGAUCAGAUCGACGAGGGCUGGUGGCAGGGCCUGGCCCCGGACGGCACGUACGGCCUGUUCCCGGCGAACUACGUCGAGCUCAUUUAAAGCAUUUUAUUUCGCGUGUCUCUGACAUACGUGCUUGGCGCGCGCACUCCAUGUCGUUAUUAUAUAUUGGUUAUAGGCAAAAGCAAGCGCGCUCAUCACACGAAUAAGUAUAGCAAUCUGUUAACAUAGUGCAUAUACGAUCACGACUUAGAUCAAACUGUAGCGCACAAACACACACACAUCCCACACAUGUACACACGUCGCACAGCUAUAUUUGCGAAGAGAGAGAGGAGAUACGCCACUCGGGCAAGCGUUUAACGGGAAGCAUUAGGGCAAGUGUUUUUGAAUGUACUGUUUACGUCUUCUUCGACUCGUUUCUCGGUGUUUUUCCCAGGUUCCAGCGGCAACCAGUGAUGAUGCAGUCUAAAGUAGAGUAGUCAAUGUGCGCAAAGCCGUGAUUCCACGCCCGCGGAGAAAGCGAUGUGUGAUUAUAAUACAGUUCGAUCGAACGAUCGCGCACCCUCUCCAUUUUACGCCCGUUUAGUCCGGGUGUACGCCUCCCGGUUCUAGACUAAUAAUAGAUAAGCGUUUUAACUAUUUAAUUAUACACACUUUCCCGCCACACGUACAUCCACAUCUACACUGACAACCCUAUAACGAAUGAACCGGGAAUGAAGAUCCCCGGGGAUGGAAUAAAAAAGAACCCUCGUUAAAGUAAUACACAA